UGAAGAGUUUAGCGGAGUUUCAACUCUCGCGAGAGGUGGUAUAAUAAGGGCUUUGGCUCUUCAGGGUUCAGCCUGCGGGUGGCAGACUGAAGCUGUGAAUAUGAGUGAUGAUAAACCGUUCCUCUGCACUGCUCCUGGCUGCGGACAGCGAUUCACAAAUGAAGACCACCUGGCGGUGCAUAAACACAAGCAUGAGAUGACCCUGAGAUUUGGUCCGGCACGCAAUGACAGUGUCAUCAUCGCUGACCAGACCCCGACACCGACCCGCUUCCUGAAGAACUGCGAGGAGGUCGGGCUGUUUAACGAGCUUACCAGCCCGUUUGAGCAUGACUUUAAAAAGACCACGGAGGAGGACAUUAAAAAGUUGCCUCUGGACUUGUCUCCUCUUGCGACUCCUGUUGUUCGAAACAAAAUAGAGGAGCACACACCCAUUGAGUCCCACCGAGACAGCCCCCUUCCCCACCCCGAGUCAACAACCACUGACGACAAGGAGGUUUGUUUGCAGCCGACCUCUCUUCCUCAAUCCACUAUAGUCCGUCCUGCCUCCCUCCAAGUCCCCAGUGUACUACUGGCCAGCAAUGAGGCUGGUGUUGUUAUUCAGCAAGCUCUCCCAUCUCCAACAUCUAGCUCUGUUAUAACCCAGGUCCCAUCCUCUAGUAGACCGAUAGUUCCGGUGUCCGGCACGUUUCCGGUUCUCCUGCAGCUGUCUAACGGUCAGACGAUGCCGGUCGCCAUCCCAGCCACCAUCUCCAGCAGCGUGCACAUACCCACUGCCAUCCCUCUGGUCAGACCGGUCACCUUAGUGCCUAGUGUCCCUGGAAUCCCUGGCCCCUCCUCUCCACAGCCUGUCCAAUCAGAAGACAAGAUGAAGCUGAAGGUGGCCCUCAGUCAGCAGCUCCCUCAGGUAACCAGCGGCGAUGCAGGUGACAUCCAGAGCAGCUCGGCCAGCGAGACUCCGCCCCCGGCCCCACCUCCAGCCGAGGAGCCCCGCCCACAGUCAUUCCAGCAGCCGGCUACAUCCACGACAGAAACGCCUGUGUUGGUGUGUGAUUGUGGGCCUGUGCAGGUGUCUCCGUCCCAGCACACCUCCAGCACGGGCGGGCGGCGGCGGAGGACCACCAGCGAGGACCCAGACGAGAAGAGGCGGAAGUUUCUGGAGAGAAACCGAGCGGCUGCGUCUCGCUGCAGGCAAAAGAGGAAAGUCUGGGUGCAGAAUCUGGAGAAAAAAGCAGAAGACUUGAGCAGCGUGAACGGACAGCUACAGAAUGAGGUGACUCUUCUGCGUAGCGAGGUGGCCCAGCUGAAGCAGCUCUUACUGGCUCACAAAGACUGUCCCGUGACGCUCCUGCAGAAGAAAUCAGGGAACCACCAGCUGGAGAAGGAGGACAGCGGCGGGGAGAUGUCUGUUCCCAGCAGCCCACAGAACGAGGCCAUCCAGCACAGCUCCAUCAGCACAUCCAACGGCCUCCGCUCGCUCGCCUCGGGCCCCGCUGCAGACCACAGCCACAGCACAGAGGAGGAAGACGACUCGCACUCCUCCUCGCACGCCCAGUCUUCAGGAAGCUGAU
Molecule: messenger RNA, 1568 nt
Organism: Carassius carassius (crucian carp)
Lineage: Eukaryota; Metazoa; Chordata; Actinopteri; Cypriniformes; Cyprinidae
Product: cyclic AMP-dependent transcription factor ATF-2-like
Exons: 12
Coding region: 101-1567 (488 amino acids)
Biological process (GO): regulation of transcription by RNA polymerase II
Molecular function (GO): cAMP response element binding; DNA-binding transcription factor activity, RNA polymerase II-specific
Source: RefSeq, a predicted model, not a curated record